This is a messenger RNA of Ananas comosus (pineapple), 1758 nucleotides long. RefSeq names its product alpha-(1,4)-fucosyltransferase-like. The record is from RefSeq and is a predicted model, not a curated record. Lineage: Eukaryota; Viridiplantae; Streptophyta; Magnoliopsida; Poales; Bromeliaceae. The coding region runs from base 159 to 1499 and encodes 446 amino acids. Gene Ontology annotation, cellular component: membrane. The transcript is spliced from 3 exons. Gene Ontology annotation, molecular function: alpha-(1->3)-fucosyltransferase activity.
AGUACAAGGACAAUCCAUACAAAUUACAAACACCCCCGCCCCUUUCCGUUAAAAAUCCCUUCAUAGAACCAACCGAUCGUGCAAUCACCCAUACUAAAAGCUACUACUAUCCCCGCGAAUCCCAUCCCAUCACCAAACGAGAUCGAAUAUCGAAGAAGAUGUCGUCGACGAAGCCUUCUUCGUCGCCGACUCCUCCUCCUCCUCCUCCUCCUCCGUUUUCUUCCUUCUUUACGGCGAACUCCGCCGCCGCUGCCGUUUUCGCCUCUCGCCGCGUAAGCUGCAUCGCGCCGCUCGUCGUCGCCGCGCUCUUCGCCGCCGCCCUCGUCGCCCUCCUCCUCGACUUCCCCAAACUCUCCCCCUCCCUCCUCGUUGACUCCCCGGCCGUUGACUCCAGCGUCGUCGUCACCACGGCCGUUGACUCCCUCGGCUCGCGCCAAAAGGAGCGCUUCGGCGACGUGGUGGCCGCAUACGGGCGGUGGGACGCGGAGGUCGGGUGCGGGCGAUUCCGGGAGAAGUUCGCGCGGUGGGGGGGGAACGCGUCGGCGGUGCAGGAGUAUGCGGAUGGAGGGGCGCGGUGCGGGGAGCUGCGGACGCGCCACGUGAGCGUGGGGGUCAGGGGGGUGACGUGGGUGCCGGACAUCUUGGACGGCGUGUACGAGUGCCGCUGCGGCCUGAGCUGCGUGUGGAGCCGCAACGUGGCGGUCGUUGACGAGGUCGACGUCACCCUCUGGGAGUCCUUCAAGCCCCCCAAGACGAGAAAACAAGGGGAGCCUCUUCGCGCGUUUAUGGAUCUCGAGGCUACUAGGCGCCCCUCGGGAUUCGAGGACAUUUUCAUCGGCUACCACGCCAAAGACGAUGUUCAGGCAACUUACGCCGGAAAAACAUUCCGCAUUACGCGGAGUUAUCGCGUAGCGAAGGAAAAGAAAAAUGACACUCUUGUUUACUGGUCUUCUUCGAGGUGCUUACCUCACCGAGAUGCCCUCGCCAAAGCCCUCAUCUCCCUCAUCCCCACCCACUCCUUUGGCCGGUGCUUAAACAAUGUCGGAGGCUCCGACGUAGCCCUCGACUUCUUCCCCGAUUGCAAGAUGGAAGAGAACCCAAUCCCCCACUGGUGGGAUCACCUGCACUGCGCCAUGUCGCACUACAAAUUCGUCCUCGCGAUCGAGAACACCAACACGGAGAGCUACGUCACAGAAAAGCUAUUCUACGCCUUGGACGCCGGCUCGGUCCCCAUCUACUUUGGCACGUCGAACGUGUGGGACUUCGUCCCACCGAAUUCCAUCAUAGAGGGCUCAAAAUUCAGCUCUCUCGAGGAAUUGGCUUCCUACGUAAAAGCACUCGCGGAGGACCCCGUGGCCUACGCGGAGUACCAUGCGUGGAGGAGGUGCGGUGUGUUGGGAAACUACGGCAAGGCCCGCUUAGCGAGCCUAGACACAUUGCCAUGCCGGCUAUGCGAGUAUGUUAGCAAGAAAGGAGGGAGGAACGCGCCAGCAUCCUGAGGUUAUUGUUGAGAUAUCAUGCCUUCCAUUCAUUGGAAUAAGCACAGGUUGUAUUACGGGUUUAUUUGGAUUAUUAUUCACUUUGUUGCCUCAUCUUCCACAUGUAUAUACAAUGUUGCUUCGAUAUGAUAUUAGGGUCGGUUCUUUUGCUACUGUAAGAUUCGUAAAAUGAGAUGUUAAGUCAUUUUAUGUAAACAAGAAUUUGAGGCAUAAGUAUCACAGAGAGUAAUUAUACUGAUAAUCCUAAUAUUUUGAUGAA